AAAAAUCAAUAUCGGAAAACCAAAUCAAAAGAAAAGGCGUUGCGCAAUGUGUAUAACAUGACGUCCAGAGAUAGAUACGUAUUGAUACACAUUGACGUACAACGGGAAAUUGAGUUGUCCUAGCUGUUAUCAAGUGCUUCCAUAUAAUUUGUCACAGUGCUCACCGUAAUAUCAUCCCGUAUAGUGUCAAGUGCAAAUCCAGGAGUGAAAGAAAACUAGUCAUGGCUAGUGGAAAAUUUGUUAUCGUUUUGGCAUUCUUGCACAUAGCAUAUGGAAAUAUCUUACCACCAUUUGGCUACGAUGAACUCUUUAAACGACCUUCAGAACCUAAAGCUGUGAAAAAUCCUCCAUCCCCAAUUCUUGUGCGUGAUUGGCCCGUGGAUAAAUAUGAAUUUGGACAAAUCACCGGAGUUGCUAUUGAUUCAAGUGGAAAUCCUGCAAUAUUUCACAGAGCUGAAAGGAAUUGGUCGCAGAUGGAAUCCAACUACUAUGACUUCAUAAAACGUGGUCCAAUACAAGACAAGACCGUUUAUAUUUUGGAUCAUAACACAGGAGCUAUUAUCCGUGGAUUUGGGGAAGGAGUAUUUUACAUGCCGCAUGGUCUUACCAUUGAUCCUCAUGGAAACUAUUGGAUGACUGAUGUUGCCAUGCAUCAAGCUCUCAAGUUCAAGCCCUAUGAAAAUGAACCGAUUUUGACCAUUGGGAAAAGAUUUCAACCCGGCUCAUCUACAAGUCAUCUUUGCAAGCCCACUGCUGUUGCUGUAGCAACUACUGGAGAGAUUUUCGUAGCAGAUGGUUAUUGCAACAGCCGCAUUUUGAAAUUCAAUGCUGCAGGGCACCUUCUAAGAACCAUUCCGCAACCACCGGAAUUCAUGUCGCUGGAAAUCCCGCACGGCAUAACUCUACUGGAGCAUCUGGAUUUAUUAUGCAUUGCAGAUCGAGAAAACAUGCGAGUUGUCUGUCCUAAAGCUGGAUUGCGAACAUCUAUUGGUGAAGGAUUGCCAGCGGCUACAAUACAAGAACCAGAUUUGGGUAGAGUCUUUGCAGUUGCAUCAUAUGGUGACUUUGUUUAUGCCGUCAACGGACCAACUUCCCCAAUGUUCCCUGUUCGAGGUUUCACUAUCGAUCCACGUUCCGAGAAAAUCGUUCAUCAUUGGGGUGACUUCCAGAAUCCCCAUGACAUUACAAUUGGAAGCAAUGGCACUAUACAUGCCUUGUACGUGGUGGAGAUUGGCCCAAAUCGUAUCUCAAAAUUCUUCCUCAUCUAAGUGAGAGAAGCUGGGAAAGGUCGCAACAAGUCCUUCUAGAAGAGACCAGCGAAAGCAAUUACAAUAUCUUUCCUAUGACAUAAGGUGUCUAGAAUGUCUAAUAAUGUACAUACGUAUGAGAACAAUGUUUAACUGAAAAGCACAAUAUUGUUAUUGAUUUUAUCGAGAUUUAUUAUCCAAGCAAAAAUGUUUUUAUAAACCAUUAUAUAUUAUACCUAAUACAUUAAAACUGUUAUAUCACUCACUAAUCACAACAAAAAUAAUGAACUUUAAAAGAAUUUAGAAUUGCCAUCAAAGAGCAAUGAUUUCAAAUCGUUCAAAUCUACCUUCUUCGUUUGUGUAAUGAUAAAACAAAAAAAAUAUAUGAAAAGUUAAAUGAAUGUUGGAAGUACGGCAUUGAUUACGGAAUGUAAAUGUGUAACAAGAAUUAGACAAAAUAUAAAUGUGUAUAUACUAAAACAUAA
Messenger RNA from Hermetia illucens (black soldier fly), 1732 nucleotides. RefSeq names its product peptidyl-alpha-hydroxyglycine alpha-amidating lyase 2 (gene Pal2). Gene Ontology annotation, molecular function: catalytic activity; protein binding. NCBI's taxonomy places the organism in Eukaryota, Metazoa, Arthropoda, Insecta, Diptera, Stratiomyidae. The record is from RefSeq and is a predicted model, not a curated record. Gene Ontology annotation, biological process: peptide metabolic process. Gene Ontology annotation, cellular component: extracellular region; membrane. The transcript has 8 exons. Bases 222 to 1268 code for a protein of 348 amino acids.